This is a messenger RNA of Menidia menidia (Atlantic silverside), 2799 nucleotides long. Lineage: Eukaryota; Metazoa; Chordata; Actinopteri; Atheriniformes; Atherinopsidae. The record is from the annotation of a GenBank genome assembly.
CCAAGAAAAAAGCUGCACAACAUGAUGGCACUGUACAUAGAUAUCAACAGACUCCUGUUAAGAAAGGUGAAAGAUUUAAGGUGUCUAACGCAAAUAAGAAACCGGGUGAAAGAAAAAUGGGCUGCAACACGUCCCAAACACCCUCCCACCCGUGUGGCCCUGCAACAUUUUGAUGCCACCUACACUGCACAGCUGGGACAGCUGUGGCCGUCAGUCCGAAUUGCAUUGCUAUCAGAGAGGAAGUAUGGUGCACUUAUCAAUAAUUUCUCUCAAGAUGCUGGCUUUGCAGACCUCGAGGCCCAAGGAUGUAGAGACUUUAUCAGUUUUAGAGAUGGAGAGGCUGGGUCAUCCUUUGAGCACAUUGAUGCUAAUAGUCAGCAACCAUUUCCCCUACACCUAAGCCAAAAUAUAAGGUGUUUUGUGUUUCCAAAAGGAGAUACCACACGAUUCAAGCCUGCAAAGCCAGAUCAGUUUGGACUUUUGUGUUACUACCUGAUGGAUGCAGCAUCUGUGCUGCCUUGUCUUGCAUUGGAUGUUCAGGAAGGUCAUACUGUCUUGGAUCUCUGCGCUGCUCCAGGGGGCAAAACCCUGGCUUUACUUCAGACUCAUAUGAUCGGGUAUUUGUGCAUAAAUGACUCAUCAGUGUCUCGAACUUUGCGACUAAAGAAGGUCCUUCAGAGUUACGUUCCUAAGCAGUUUUUGGCAGAUGACAGACUGCGCAUCACCUCUUUUGAUGGCACCAAAUGGGGGGAAAUUGAAAGUAACACUUUUGACAGAGUUCUGGUUGAUGUUCCCUGCACCACGGACAGACAUUCACUCAUGGAGGAUGACAACAACAUAUUCAGUAAGAGCAGGACCGUUCAGGCGGCUUGUCCUGGAGGGGAGAUCCUUUACUCCACCUGCACGCUGUCUCUAAAUCAGAACCUGAAUGUGGUGGAACAAGGUAUCUAUCUUGCUGAAAAGAACCACGACAUCCGCCUUCAGGUGGUCAGUCUGCAACACCUCACCAAGAUGUUUAGGAAUACAUUUCACUUCGCUCCUGACCUCCACCUGGGUGAAAUGGUCAUACCGCACUUAACUGCAAAUUUUGGACCCAUUUAUCUGUGUAAGCUAAGGAGGCUUAAUUAACAAGCUUUGGUGGACGCGUUUCGCUGAAGGCUUGUUGCCAAUAAACAUUAACUUUUUGAACUCAGUGGUUUCAGUGCCUCUGGACUUCGAACUCAUGGAACCAGACUUUUUCUGAACUUUGGAUUCAUCUAUAAGAGCUGGACUGUUGUGUCUUGUUGAUAAACAAACACUUCCAUCCAUCUAUUUUCUAUUCCCAAGAGGGAUGGAGCUUCUAAAGGCUGACACCAGCGAAAGGCAGGGUACGCCCUGGACAUGUCGCCAGUCAAUCGCAGUGUGGAGUGUUCAGUUAACCUAACAUGCAUGUUUUUGGAUGGUGGAAAGAAGACGGAGUACCUGAACUCAUGGAUAUUGGGGGAAACCAUGCAAACGCCACGCAGAAAGGUCCCAGAACUUUAACCAAGAACUUGUAAACCUGCAUUUAACAUGUGCAGUUUUAUUUUUGUCCCAUAGGUGUCCACAGUACAUAAGGAGGAAAGGAGCGCUUUAUAUUGAGUGUCCACUAGAGGACACUAAGCAUAUGUGUGUAAAGGUUUUAGGAACUCCAGAAUGUAUGUCCUUAUGCAGAUGAUAGAGAGAUGAUAUUUCAGGUUCACGUUACUGAGACACAAAAUUUCCAUCAGAAUUACACACUCUCUUUAACUCUGCAAUGAAAAAGGGUUUGGCUUUUUGGUUAUUCAUCAGGUCUGAUGGCUUGCCUAAUAACACGAUAUGCUUCUAUCUGAAAGGAGGAGAUAAUGAAAAGGCAGGUAAUGACUUAUUUGACCAUUUGGCUUCUCACAUCUGAAUUUGUGCACCUUUCAUUACUAUAGCUGGAUUGACUCAGUUUUACAUUGACAUCACUCAGAAGUGAAAUGUUUCCUCCUAUCACGGCCUAAUGUGAGCACAGAGGUGCCUCUUUUGGCAUCGCACCGUCGAUGACCCUUUAUGUUGUCCUGGCCAGGCAAUGUUGCAUGAAAAAAGGUGCGUGUGUGUUUUAUAUAUUUGUGUGUGUGUGUGUGUGUGUGUGUGUGUGUGUGUGUGUAAAACGAAUCCACUUCCCACUGUCAUUAAGCUGCUCCAAGUGCUAGAGCAGAGCUCCAUCCCUGUGCAGGGAUGGUCGGCAGCCAUGCGGCUCCCAGAUGAACAUUAAAGAGGCAGCAGAGAGCUAAAAUGGGACAACUCGCCCUGUUUUGCCCCUCCGCUUUUUUAUUCCACAGAUGAGUGCAGAUAAUUUUCUGUGCGAUUGUGAGUGAUUACUGUAUUACUGUGGCAAAAGGGGGAUGUAUCGGGGAAUGCAGAGGGAAUUAAUGACACAUAAAAACUAUUUUUGUAUUGACUGCGUUUGUCCCCAGGGCUUUGAAUGCCUCUUCACAUAUCUUGUGAUUACCUAAACGUAUUGUAAAUAUGUGUUUCCUAUGGGCUCUUACAUAAAUUUACAUGUUUUAACACUCAGGAGACGGCAGACAGUUAGAGAUGAGUUACUCUCCAUUUUGCCUAUCUAUAGACUCGACUGGCUGCCUGCUUUAUUAUUGAAUUAGCCAAUGAAGCGCUGUGCAUUUGUGUCCUUGCUUGUAAGCCUGUGUUAGGGUGACAUGCUUUGUAUUAGAAAGAUGAAUAUUAUGGAGUAAACUAUACAACAUGGCUUCUUUUGUGUUUUCAAAUACAAUUUAAAUGUGGCAUUUUUCGAAUAAA